Molecule: messenger RNA, 2471 nt
Organism: Scleropages formosus (Asian bonytongue)
Lineage: Eukaryota; Metazoa; Chordata; Actinopteri; Osteoglossiformes; Osteoglossidae
Gene: eif4e2
Product: eukaryotic translation initiation factor 4E family member 2
Exons: 14
Coding region: 124-2127 (667 amino acids)
Biological process (GO): translational initiation; proteolysis
Cellular component (GO): eukaryotic translation initiation factor 4F complex; cytoplasm
Molecular function (GO): calcium-dependent cysteine-type endopeptidase activity; RNA 7-methylguanosine cap binding; translation initiation factor activity
Source: RefSeq, a predicted model, not a curated record
GUGCUCUCGCGCUGUCGUCCUGCCGGAAGGAGCCCUGUUCAGGCAAAAGAAUCUUUAGUUGCUACUAUGGUGAUGCAGAUAUGAGUAUCAGGACGACUCCUGGAUGGCUGGCUGCAUUAGGGUAUGGCAGGUACUCCGGGUCUCCAGGGUUUGCCGAUGGAGCGGCCCAGGGAGCUGUUUGCAGAUCCAGAAUUUCCUGCAGACGACUCCUCCCUUUUUUCUGAUGGAACUUCGCCCCUGGUUCGCUUCCGGGGUGCGGUGAUGUGGAUGCGACCACAGGAAAUCUGCCAGUCACCCGUACUCAUCCCGGACGAUCCCGAGGAGAGCCAUGCGAAGCAAGGACUUCUGGGAGAUUGCUGGUUCUUGUGUGCUUGUGCCAUUCUGCUGAAGAAUAAGCACCUGAUGGAUAAGGUGUUUCCUCUUGGGCAGCCACUGUGGGGUGAGCAUGGCUAUGAAGGCAGCUUUCACUUCAGAUUUUGGCAGUUUGGCAAAUGGGUAGAUGUCCAGGUGGAUGACCGACUACCUUGCAUAGGCACCCAGCUCUGCUUCUCACGGUGCUACUCUCCCAGUGCAUUCUGGGUAGCAUUAUUGGAGAAGGCCUACGCCAAGCUCAAUGGCUCCUAUGAGCACUUGUGGGCAGGACAAGUAGCUGAGGCCUUGGUGGACCUCACUGGGGGCUUGGCUGAGCGAUGGAGUCUAAGGAAGUCUGGAAAUGAAGAGGAGCGGCAUGGAGAGGUGGAGAAGGGCAGGAGGAGGUUCAACAUAAAACACUUGCAGGCAGUCAAAGGCCUGUGUGCAGUGAGUGGCUCUGUGCACAGCACCCCUGGUGGUGCCAGCGAGCUGGGGCAGUACCAUGCCAUGAGCUUGACUGAGUGGGUGGACGUACGCCCCAAGGAAGAAGAGGAGGUGUGCCUGCUUAGGGUCAGAAAUCCCUGGGGUCGACGCAGCUGGAGAGGCAGUUGGAGAGAGAAUGGGGAGAGGUGGAAGCAGCUGGACCCAGCCUGUGCCCUUGAUUUGCUGGGCCGCACCCAGGAAGGAGAAUUCUGGAUGGAGGAGACAGAGUUUCUUGAGGAGUUUGAUGAGGUGACUGUGGGCUAUCCAAUCAGCAGUCAAGGAUAUGUUCAGAGCAUAUGUACAGGAAGAGAACUGCCACACAGCCAUCAGGUAGGUGGCUGUUGGAUCAAAGGUCACUCCUCAGGCGGAUGCCGCAAUAGCAGCAGUUUUACCAGCAACCCAAAGUUCUGGUUGCAAAUGAGUGAGCCAGGAGAGGUGCUGGUGUCCCUGCUACAGCAUCGCUCGUGGAGAAACACUGCACACUCACAAGGACCUGGCAGCUCUUAUCGUCCCUUGGGGAACAGCACAGAACAUGACUUCCAAUACCAGGCCAUUGGACUUCACAUCUGGAAGGUUAAGAAGGAGUCUUCUGACCUGGCUCGAACCUUGAACAGGCCUCCCACUGUGUCCACACACUGUCAUGCCUAUGAGCGUGAGGUGGUUGUGCAGGCUCAGCUCAGUGCUGGUUUCUACCUUGUUAUCCCCAGCACCUAUUUCCAGGGGGUGGAAGCGAGCUUCUUGCUGCGGGUAUUCUCCUCUGCCCCACUGACUCUGAGUGCUAUGAAAACUCCACCACCCCCAGCCCUAGCAUCUCAAGAUGGAGAGUGGGAAACACACUGCUCUCAGGGCUCCUGGGUCCUGGGGGCUUCUGCAGGGGGCAGUAGAAACUUUGCUUCACACAGGAUGAACCCGCAUGUUCCCCUCACAGUGAGCCUGAGAUGUAGUGAGCCCAAUGUGAAGAUCAGCCUUUGCCAGCACUGCCCCCCCAAGGCAUUCCUUCCCAUUGGGUUCCAUGUCUACAAGGUUCCAGAGGGAUUAGCAGAGCCACAGAUCACCCAAGACCAGGAGCCCCAGGCCAGCUGUGUACCACACUGCUAUGCCCAGGAAGUCAGCCUCCAGUGCUACCUGAGUCCAGGGGCCUACGUCAUAGUACCAUCCACCUACCACCCAGACUGCAAGGCCGACUUUACUGUCACAGUAGCUCGGAAAGUCCUCAGGAAGGUGGUGAAGAGCCAAGAGACCUUGGGCCAUAUCGUACAGGAGUCCUCUUACAGCUCCGUGAUGCAACGCUAAGUCGUUGACUUGGGUUUUACCCCAGGCCCAUCAUGAAGAGAACCUCCCGAUAAUCCUACUCAUUGAUCUGGUGGGUGGGGCUUGCUGUGGGUAACUCUGUUCACUGCCUUGGUCCUAAGUGGGACUGGCUGGUGUGAACUAAGCAAUAGAAGGGAAGAGGCCCACUCUCCGCUGCUGACGAAGGCCAUGUAUGAACUGAGGAGAAGCACCCCAGGCCCCUGAGCCAGAGAGACCACUUUUAUAAACGGCUACAUGGACAUGUAAGGGAAGUCUAAAGGACGAUGACAGUGGGGACCACGAUCAGAAUGAGGACAGCAGCUCACCGAAAGACUGUGAGAAGGAAA